AACGUAGAUAAGGACACUCUGAAAAAUCCUAUAAAAUCAAGAGACAAUCCUCAGGCCGCGUUUAUUCAUUAAAAUCCCACUCCGUAUAGGUCAUUCUCUUGCGGCAAAUAUUAUGUUUAAAUUAAUAAUUUGUUUAUUGCGUGUAAUUUUAAUAUUAAAUCAGUUUGAAUCCUUGACAGGAUUACAAAAUAGUUCAAGUUCAAUGUGCAUUUAUCCUAAUAAAUCUAAUAAAUCCAAAGAAUUUUACAAAUUAAUUUUAAAAGGUUUAUUGCCUUUUAAUGUUAACCUGCUGCAGAAGAAUUACAACAAAUUAAAUGAAAAUCAAGGCCAGAUUGAGACUCUUCUAAGGGAAUUUCGGAUUGAGAAAGAAACCCAACAAAACGUGACCAAAGUCCUGCAGGCAAUGAUUCUAAAACUCAUUCCCCAAGAUCUUCAUCAUCGGCUAGCCAAGAUUGAUCACCGUCAGCAACUUCUUCAGAACAGUAUGAAAAUUCAGAAUAAAAUGAUUCUGAAUACUAAGGAAAUGCAGCUUCAAAUUAAUCAGAAACUAAUAAACAAACAACUUGAAACUAUCAAGAAACUGAUUCCUCAAGAAAUUAAACAAAGCCUUAAGGCUUCACAUGUAAACAUCCGAUUUCAGUUCUCGAAAAUUCAAAGAACCCUCUCCAAAAUCGAGGCACACCAAAGAUUCCAAGCCAUUGGUUUAAAAUUCUAUUAUAUCGAAGAUAAUAUCAAACAAAACUGGACAACUGCAUCCCAAUCUUGUCGCAAAAUGGGUGGUAACCUGGCUACCCCUCAAAACAAUGAGGAAUUUCAGGCUAUCAAAGGAAAAAUUAAUCCUGAUCAUGUCUAUUGGUUGGGUAUUAGUGAUCAUCAUAGGAAAGGAGAAUUUAUAUCUGUGGCCUCCGGCGAGAGGGUCACUUAUUUCAAGUGGCUGCCGGGGGAACCCCUAUAUGAUGAUGAUAGCCAGCGCUACGUUAACUUGUUCAACGGUGGGAUGAGGGUGGAAAAUGGCUCUAUUAAUAGGAAUUUCAUUUGUCAGUAUUAUGAAGAUUAAGAUUAUUAAGAAUAUUAUUGUCACUUAGAAUAGAAAUAAAUUUAUAAUAAUUUAAGAACCUCCUUAUGUCUUUAUAUUAAGUUAUUUGUUCUGUAAAAUAAAUGAUC
Molecule: messenger RNA, 1164 nt
Organism: Drosophila kikkawai
Lineage: Eukaryota; Metazoa; Arthropoda; Insecta; Diptera; Drosophilidae
Source: RefSeq, a predicted model, not a curated record